AGAAAGGUGAGUUCCUGUUUUUUUUUCCCUUCUCUAAUUCAGCAUCUCCAUCACCUACUUCUCCACUUUACCUUAAGUUUUAGUUUUCUAUCAAAUGUAAAAAAGAAAGAGAGACAGAAAGACAGAAAGAAAAAAGAAAGACAAAAAGAAAAAGAAAGAAAGAAAGAAAGAAAGAAAAACUCAACAUUCAGUUCUGAUUAUUCAGCUUUUCUCCCCAUUAUUAAAACUGGCCUUCAUUACAAGCUUUGAGGAACUGGAAUUUUCUCUUUCAUAGUAUUUCCUUAAAAUUUAAAUACUCUUCCACAGAAAAACAGGCCCAGAUUUAAGUGACGUGCCCAGAGGUAGAGAUGAGUCCUUUGGGGGAUGUGGUCUUGUUGAGGACCUACGUAUGUGGUUCCUAUUAAAGCCCUGUAGCUGUGUAGCAAGGCAUAUCACACUGAAAGGGGAGACCAGUGUUUGAUCAAGUGCUGUGUGGGACUCGCCUUUUUUCCUUUCACAAAAAUAUAUUCUACUUUUUGUUGCUAAAAGAAGACAAACUUUUUUGGUCUGGUGUUACAAAGGAAGAUAUUUUCCAACACAAACCAAGAUUAAUACUCAGCACCAGCAAAGCCUCUGGAAAACAAAGUAGUUUAGUUAGUGUGACAUAACAUAACACAACGAUGAACAGUGUGGCAGACUGGCUCGUGCAGAACAGGGACAAGAUCGAGAAAGGCGUGGAGAUCAUGGGGCAAGCCUCCGAGGUGCUCGCUGCCACUGUGGGCCAGCUUCACCCCGUCCUGGAGGCCGUGUUCGUGGCUUCGGCUGAGAUACUCAGCAACCCAGACAGUAAAGAGGCUCGCUACCUGACUCAGCAGUUUGAACUGGUCAACCAGCUACUCGAGGGUAUCCAAGAUGAGAUUGAUAAAAUUGCCCUGGCGCUGCAGAGGACCUCGUUGAACAAGCAGAACUUUGAUCGAGAGGCGCAGAUGCUCAGCCAGUACGAGAAGUUCCAAGACUUUGUCAACGCCAAGCCAAAGUUCAAAGAGAAGAAGAUGGAGAAAUUCAUCAGCCAUUACGAGAACACAGACGCCGACUUGAACUUGGAUGCCCUCUACAAUGCCGUCACUGGGGAGAACACCUCAGGAGACCCUAUGCUGGAGACAGUCGUCACCACAGAGCAGAGAAACAGAAGGGCAGUUGAGGAUUUCUGCGCCCGCCUGAAGAAGCUUUUUGUAGUGGGCAUUAUCGCCGUCAUGGGUCACGCAGCCCUCAAGGAAGGAGUGGUGGGGGAGGAGAUGGUGAAGAAGUGGCAAGAUCGGAUGGAGGAGGUGGAGAAACGGAUGAAAGCCGCUGUGGAUGACUGCACAGAGAACUUUGCCGUCCAAGCCAAGCAAGACAUGGAGCACCUGCUUCAGGAGAACCCCGGCACCGUUGACCGUGAAUUUACCAAAACCCUUCUGGAUUCACUCAUUAAGAAAUACGACUGGGUGAACUGGUCCAUCAGGGCCUUCAGCGAGAGGGAGCGCAUUUUCUUUUUCAACUGGCUGGCGGGAAAGAAGUGCCAUGGAAGCGGAGGAGCCAACUGGUUUGACAUUAUGACCAAGAACAAGGUCAAAGUGGUGGUUUCUUUCUGCGUCAACCCCAAGCCCAUUAACAAGAGCCAGAUCCAGGAGCAGAUCGAGUGUCAGAAGAUGAAGUCGGACAUGAUGGCAGUGGCCCUGGCUUUGAACAAGAGCUUCCCCAACUGUCUGGUCCAUGCUGUCAGCCAUUACAAGGAGGUGGUGGAGACUAACAACUUCCAUGAGGACUGUUACUACUAUGGAAAACACAAAAGAGCCUACCUGUGUGUCCACCCUGAGUAGGCUCACAGAGAAAAGAUAAAGUGCAGCUGGAAGAAGUGAGCUACACAUAAAUCCAUGAAUGUCUUUACCAGAGACCUGGAAAUGUUUCCAUUAAAUAUAGAAAUUCAUUCAUAAUUAUUGUCUAUGUCGAUGCAUAAUCUGCUCUAUAGGGGAUCUGGUAUGUGAUUCAGUGUCUUACUUGUAAUGAUUUUUAUUCUUUUACAUAUAUAUCUUUCAUCUGUAGAUGAUACAGCAGCUUCAGGGUGUUUUUUCAGAGUCAUACAUCUCCAUGCCAGCUUCAACUUAGUGUUAUAUAACGUAUAUGAUUCUAUCCUCACUGGAUAUCACUAGGGUUUGGGCGAUAUGACGAUAUUAGUCUGUUAGCUGCCAGAGACUUUAUCAUACAUUUAUACUGAGGCACCAUCGCCCUUCAAUCCCUUUAAUCCCUGUAACAUCUCAGAUUCUUGUGGGUAAUGCUGUAAAUCAAUUAGCAGAAAUACAUAAUGGAUGUUAUUGGAUUUUUAUGUAUUUUUUUUCUCUUUGCAUUAAUGUAAUGAAGAUUUGUCCAUUUGGAUUAGCCCAAAUAUUGAUUAUUUUGAGCUUCACAGUGUAUUACUGGCCUUUGAAGAGACAGAACGAGCAUGGAAUUUGUUUUCGAGUUGAGAUUGUUUUGUCAGCUGCUGUUUCUGAUGUCAAAAAUGAACCGUCAAACUCAACUUUUAAAGGCAAAGCUCGACAUUUUGGGGGAAAAAUACUCACUCAAUGGCUUUCUUGCCAAACAUUAGCAAAAAGAUCAAUACCACGCUCAUAUUUGUCCUAUAAAUACGAAACUACACCCAGGAAAUAGUUAGCUUAGCUUAGCUUAGGGUAAAGACUGGAAAAAAGCAGGUGUGUAAAAACACCAAUUUGCAGGUUUUGCACAUGAAAGUAUAAAGAGAACUGGAUACAGUAUUGGAGGUGGGGUUCAGUAUAUUUGCAGGGUUGUGACACUGAUUUACAGAUGUCUAAGUCUAAGGGAUAAAAUCUUUUUGGGCCUAACGGUAUCCCAUGAUGGACCCGGAUGUUGUAAUGUACGUUUGGCUAAUAUACAAAAUAGUCUUCAAAACCUUGCGCUGUUCCUGGUGGCUUGGUUAUUUGUUGGACUAUUUCUAUGUGUGGCACACAACUUCCUGUAAAAAUGCAAAGUGGGAUAAACUUAGUGUUUUGGAAGGAAUAAAUACCCUCCUGAGACCCUGCGCCCUCAUACGAGGACAUUACAUUUUGGGUUUACUGCACCUUAUACUUCACUCUGCUUAACUUAGACCUGUUGGUCUCAAGAUAAGACGCUGUUAAUUAGAAGGUACUCAGUUGAAGACAUAAGGAAUUUAUCAUCAGCUUGUUGAAGGACAUUUUGACUUUAUUAUUGUUGACAAUGUUUAUUUUUUUACUCUUAAGAGGUCCUACUGAUCCCAGUUAGCUAGGAGAAAUUAAAAAUGGGAACCAAACAAAAGUUCAGGUCUUAGGAGGAUAAAGCCUAUAAGAUGUAAUGUGUUUAGAGAUUUGCUGGCUGCUUUGCCAAUUUAUGCUAAGCUAAGCUAACCAUCUCCUGGCUGUAGCUGCAUAUUGUUUAAAGUGAGUAGCAGGUGGCACCUUGUAAAAGCCUCGUAAACCCGCUUGAGUUGUCAGAAGACCAUUUGAACUGCAAAGCGCUCUUCCAUUUAUCAAACAAGAUAAAACAUGUUAAUUAGUCGUAUAUAUUUAUGCGUUUUAACCCUUUGACAAAGCUUGCCGCUUUCAGACUUUAUGCUAAGCUAAGCUAACGUCUCCUGGUUGUAGCUACAGAUUUAGCACACAGACAUGAGAGUGGUAUAUUGCUUCUUAUCUAACUCUGUGAUAGGGUCAAAAGCUCCAGAACAAGACAGUAAUUGGACCUUGAAUUGAAAUUGUUUUGUCAUUUGUCACAUCCACUGCCUCAAUUGAUUUUCCAGAGAAUGUACCAAUUACACAGUAUAUCACAAAAGAAAUAAAUGACAUGUGCUGUGUUAGCAGAUUUUAUUGGCAUCGCCCACUCCUGCAUAUAAAUGUGUAUAAAACAAAAUCGACUAAUAUUUUUGCUGCUUUUGGUGCAAUAUAUUGCUGCAGGGCAAACUCUUAAAAUCCUUAUGCCACAAUCACUUUAUCAAGACACUUAUGUAAUAUGUUUGUAAUAAACAAAACAUAUGAA
Epinephelus lanceolatus (giant grouper) is the source of this 4023-nucleotide messenger RNA. The record is from RefSeq and is a predicted model, not a curated record. NCBI's taxonomy places the organism in Eukaryota, Metazoa, Chordata, Actinopteri, Perciformes, Serranidae.